AUGAACAACCCCCCGAUUAGGGCAUACGAGAGCCCUCUAUACGACUCCUCAGUUGAACCUUCCCCAUACUCGACAUUGACCAAACUGGUCUCGACUGUCGCUCUCUUGGCAUUGGGUUCCUACGCCUUCAUUCUCCUCGAUGCCUGGCCCGACACCUUCAAACGGACCAUCUUCGAAAUCUUUGUUUAUUUCGUCCCUUCUCAAUUCAUCUCCGUCAUGCAGUAUGGAAUGGUCAAGCUGAGACUUUUAGACAUAGAGGAGGCCAAAUUCCAACGAAGAGACCAUGGGGACAUGUUCGCCAAACAGGCCGCCCUCAACCGCAUGUUCGGCCAAAGAAAACUACCUUUUGCUCUAGGAGGAAUUGGAGGCGUCUCGAACGUCGGUGGAUAUCGUUCAGCUCCACGAGAUCCGUCCCCACCAGGUCUGGGCAACUGGGACAACUCGUGCUAUCAAAAUAGCGUGCUCCAAGGACUUGCAUCCCUCCCGGCAUUCUACGACUAUGUCCAGACGAGUCUCAACCUUUGCAAUAAAUAUGACGUACCCGCAGAAACGCAUCGGGCCUUGGAUAUGUUCUUGGAGCAGCUUACCGUGUCGAGCCCUCAGCGGACAGUAUUAUGGACCCCGGCUGUAUUGAAGUCUAUGGAUAGUUGGCAACAGCAAGAUGCACAGGAGUACUUCACGCGAGUUUUGGAGGCGGUGGAGAAGGAAUCUCUCAAAUACGCAAAGGCCAUCCGAAUGUCCUCAAGAGCAGGCCUGGAGUGCCUUCAAGACGUGGCCCUGGAUGCAAAGCAAACUGGCACCGAAAAAGAUGUCGACCCAUCACCCUCUCUUUCAAAUGGACCACACCUUGCAUCCAUCAUAGGCAGUCGUGCUCAGCUAGAAGUACCGAGUCCGAUGGAUGGUAUGACUGCCCAAGGACUGAUAUGCAAGACAUGUGGAUACACCGAGGGAUUGUCACUUACCCAAUUCACCUGCCUGACACUGAAUCUGGGCCUGCGAGGAGCAUCGAGCAUAGAAGAUUUGUUGGACGAUUACACGGCCCCAGAAGAGGUGGACGGGGUCGAAUGUGAUCGCUGUACGAAAAUGACAUAUGGUGAAACUCCAGAUCAGACUGAAACGAGUGAAAAGUCACAGACAACGGCGAAACGAAAACCCAUAUUGAGAAGCAAAGCGAAGCAGAUUACGGUGGGUAGGCUACCUAAGGAUCUCGUCUUUCAUAUCAAUCGCAGCAUUUUCGACGAUUAUGGAAACCAGAGAAAGAAUAGUGCAGCCAUAAGAUUUCCGACUCGGCUCGAUUUCCUGAGUCGAUGGUGUGCACCAUUGAAUGUCGAGAAUGAUCGGAUUGAGGCCGUGUACGAACUGAGAUGUGUGGUUACGCAUUACGGACGUCAUGACAAUGGGCAUUAUGUUGCACUUGGGAAACGAGAUAAGAACUGGUAUUCCUUCAACGAUGAAAUAGUGACCAAAGUGACGGAAGAAGACGUUCUGAAUAGGAGCAAUGGUUUCAUAUUCUUUUAUGAAGCUGUGACACAAGUGCCAGAAGUCAGAGCAGCUGAAACAGUAGCAGGGGUGGUUGCAGCAUCGAUUGCACCCAACGAGACUGGUUCGAUUAGUGGGUUCUCUGAACCACUUGUGUCACAAACUCGGCCGAUAGUCGAUACACAGGUUGAGGCCGCGCCACCGAAGGACGUGGACGAGGUAGAGACCACGUCGUCUCCGGUUUCGCAAGAAGCAGGGAGCUCCGAGACAGCCAGCACUGCCUCGGAUUCAUCGUCUGUCUCCAGUGCAGAAGGGAUUGUGGAUGGACAGGUUGAGAAUGACCAGGCUGUUCCUGUCUUGAAGGCUCUGGCUACGACGAGUAGAGUGGCGAAAGAGCAGGUUAUUCUACCUGUCUGA
Molecule: messenger RNA, 1896 nt
Organism: Exophiala bonariae
Lineage: Eukaryota; Fungi; Ascomycota; Eurotiomycetes; Chaetothyriales; Herpotrichiellaceae
Exons: 1
Coding region: 1-1896 (631 amino acids)
Biological process (GO): protein deubiquitination
Cellular component (GO): cytosol; nucleus
Molecular function (GO): cysteine-type deubiquitinase activity
Source: RefSeq, a predicted model, not a curated record